CAUUGUUCGGCGACGCAUGCGUAAAACGAAAAGGUAGCGUUGUUACCGUAAAAAUCUCGAAAAUUUACACUUGUUUGUGAGCUGAUAGAGGUAAGAGGUGGAUUAAAAUCGCGACGGCAUGGCAGCAGUACGAAAGAGGCACGAGCGUCACCGUGAGGCCUACGAGGAGCUGGUGUACUGGGACGGUCUGGUCAAAAAGGGUCACAAGCUCCUCCCGGAGGACUUUAACAGAUAUGAAGCACUGCGUUACUGGUAUGACUGUCUACGCUAUCAAGAUGAGCUAAAACAGUACAAGGACUGUCUCAGUGUCAUUAAGGAGACCGUAAAGAAAAAGACUAAUGAGAAGAAUACAAGUGAGAAGCCUACAGAUGAAAAGGAUACAAGUGAGAAGGUUGCAGACGAAAAGGAUGCAAGUGAGAAGGUUUCUGCUCAACGGACACCCUUGCAGGGAUAUGACAACCCAGUGAUGGCCAAACAUUCUGAGAUUUAUCCAACUGCAGAUGAACUGACGGCCAUACACGCAAUUGUGUCUGAUGUGGAGUGGGCACUGAAGGCCAUUUCUGAGCAAAUGAAUGCUUCAAAAGAUUGUGAAGAAAAUGCUGAGGAAAAGAGUGCUGGUUCUGAAGAUCGUCUGAUCCGUGGCGUUGUGAGGGUGGGUGCGUUGGGCAAUGGACUUCUGCUGAAGGGAGACAUGAACCUGGAUAUGGUGCUGCUUUGUUCUGUCAAGCCUACUGUGACCCUGCUUCAAGAAGUGGCCGAAAAUCUGAUUGCACAGUUAGAGGUACAAAUAAUUACUUCAAAUGAUUUUUUUUUUUAA
Molecule: messenger RNA, 817 nt
Organism: Thalassophryne amazonica
Lineage: Eukaryota; Metazoa; Chordata; Actinopteri; Batrachoidiformes; Batrachoididae
Product: zinc finger RNA-binding protein-like
Exons: 5
Coding region: 119-817 (232 amino acids)
Cellular component (GO): precatalytic spliceosome
Molecular function (GO): double-stranded RNA binding; single-stranded RNA binding
Source: RefSeq, a predicted model, not a curated record